GUCGUCAUAGUGGGUCCCAUCUUCUCCUUUCUGCCAAUCCAUUUCUUUACCAGUUUUUUUUUUUCCUCUGCCCCUGGUUUUCUUUUCUUCUCCUCAAUGUUGAUUUCGAUUUCUAUCUUUUUAUCUUUCCUAACAACAAAUCCUUUUUCAAAUUAAACUUCAAUUUAUUUUAAAUCAAUUAUUAAACAUUAAAUUUCUUCCUAAUUGUUCAUUAUUCCAGAUCUGGUAUAUUAUGAGCUUCCAUAAUCUGGGUUUUUUACCAGUAAUUUGGCCUCAUUGAAGAUUUGAAGUGUAAAUAUUUCUGGGUUAAUUACAAAUUUGUUCAAAUUGCUCUAAAUUUGAAAUAUUCAGUGAAAAAUUUCAUGGGGUUGUGUCAAAUAUACUGAAAUUGCAUCUGGGUAUGAUUCUGCAUUGUUAUUAUAGGAUAAGCUUUUCUUGGUUCAAUCCAAAUUGAUAAGUUUGGGUUAUAGUUGAGAUUCCUGAGUGAAUCAUCUUAAUAAUAUUGUCAUUAUUAUUAUUUUUGAUAUAAUUUAGGAUAAGAUCUUCUGGGUUCAAUACAAAUCAAUCGCCCAAUUUGUGUAAAAAAUUGGAUUUUUGGGUGAAUUAUUUUUCUGAGAAUUGUUUGAAAUGGUGGCAGUGAAAGUGAAACUGGGAAUGUUACACUAUGUAUUAGACCAUGUAUACGGUGCAUUUGUACACAGAACAAGAAUAAGCCCACUAUUUUUUUCAAGAGGUUGGGGUGGAACCAAGCUUGAUUUGCUAGAAAGGCUAAUUAAGCAGCUUUUUCCAGAAAUUGAAGGCCAGAAUUGGCCGCCUCAAUUGAUUCAACCAAGUUGGAAAACUGUUUGGGAGACGAAAACUGCUUGUUUGAGAGAAGGGGUUUUCAAAACUCCUUGUGAUGAACAGCUUUUGAGCGCAUUGCCCCCUGAAAGUCAUGUUGCUAGGGUUGCUUUUCUAACUCCUAAGUCGUUUGAUCCGGAGAAGAUGGCCUGUGUGGUUCAUCUUGCAGGCACUGGGGACCACACUUUUGAACGGAGGUUGCGUUUAGGUGGACCGUUGCUAAAGGAAAAUAUAGCAACAAUGGUUCUUGAGAGCCCUUUCUAUGGACAGAGGCGUCCCAUGCUUCAAUAUGGCUCAAAACUUCGUUGUGUAAGUGAUUUGUUGCUAUUAGGUAGAGCGACUAUAGAUGAAGCUCGGUCUCUUUUACACUGGUUAGAUGAGGAAGGGUUUGGCAAGCUUGGUGUUUGUGGACUUAGCAUGGGUGGAGUGCAUGCUGCGAUGGUUGGAUCUUUGCACCCUACGCCAAUAGCAACCCUCCCGUUUCUCUCCCCUCAUUCUGCUGUUGUAGCAUUUUGUGAAGGCGUUCUGAAGCAUGCUACUGCAUGGGACGCAUUGAGAGCUGAACUUGAAGUACAGCAGGCUACAUUGACUCAAGAAGAUGUCAGACAGAGGAUGAGAGAGGUGCUGUCUCUCACAGAUGUCACCCGCUUUCCAAUUCCUAAAAAUCCUAAUUCAGUUAUAUUUGUUGCUGCUACUGAUGAUGGGUAUAUACCAAAUCACUCAGUGCUGGAGCUUCAGAAAGCUUGGCCAGGAUCAGAAGUGAGGUGGGUUAGUGGCGGGCACGUAUCAUCUUUCAUUCUUCAUAAUGGUGAGUUUCGCAGGGCGAUUGUUGAUGGACUUGACAGAUUAAAGUGGAAGGGAUCUCCCUUGUGACAAAUACAAUAGCAAUUAUUAUGUUCAAAGUUACAGAUCUGUAAACUGUAAAUUUUAAUCUUUCUGAUUAUUUUUCUCUAUUUGAAUGGAAAUAAUGGAAAAAAAUUAGGGAGAACCCUUCCAUAAAGAAAAAAUUAGGGUAUCCA
This is a messenger RNA of Chenopodium quinoa (quinoa), 1859 nucleotides long. RefSeq names its product protein ABHD18-like. The transcript is spliced from 5 exons. Lineage: Eukaryota; Viridiplantae; Streptophyta; Magnoliopsida; Caryophyllales; Amaranthaceae. Bases 628 to 1713 code for a protein of 361 amino acids. The record is from RefSeq and is a predicted model, not a curated record.